AAGAAAAGGAAAAAUGAUCUCUAUCCGUAUUUUAUACAGAUACAAAUAAAUCCUGGUUACAAACCCUAGUUUUUUUUUCUCUCUUUUCUUUUCUGCUCUGCUCUUAUUUUCUGCUCUGCUCUUAUAUAAGGGUGAUCAAGAAAGUAGGAGUAAACAAGAUUCAAGAGAGGGAGAGGGAGAGGGAGAGACAGUGUGUGGGUUUGUGAGACACAGGGAGGGUGGUGAUCAGGGUAAGGUAUCCUGAGAUUUGCUGUAUGUCAGUAGAUUGCAUUGGGAGUUACUACGGCGGAUUCGGUGAGCUUGCAAAUCCUCUACAAUGGCCACAGCUACGGAAAAAGCGACGUCCUGCUGCGUUAACACCAAGCCUGAUCCCCUGCAACGAGAGGCAGCCGCUGCUGCUGUUGCAUCGGACACUGGGGUCGUUAAGGAUUGGAGGAAUGUUGCAGCCGGUGAUCAGCUUGACAGCAAGCCACAAAAGAGAGCUGCCAUGGCGACCUUGAUUCAUCCUGUUGAUCCUAUCCCUGAAGCUUCAGCAACAGGUUCCACCAAAGGGAUCCAAAUCAUGACGAGGGCUCAAACCAGCCACCCUUUGGACCCAUUGGCUGCUGCUGAAAUUUCAGUAGCAGUGGCAACUGUCAGGGCCGCUGGAGCUACCCCUGAGGUUAAUUGUGCUAUGUUUAUAAAGGAUGCGGUGGAAUAUGCUGAAUGUGAAGCUGUUGUUAAAGACUAUCCUCCAUUUCGGGAGGCAAUGAAGAAAAGGGGUAUUGAGGACAUGGAUCUUGUGAUGGUAGAUGCCUGGUGUGCUGGUUAUCAUAGUGCCGCGGAUGCUCCUAGCCGCAGGCUUGCAAAACCUCUUAUUUUCUGUAGGACUGAGAGUGACUGCCCGAUGGAGAAUGGUUAUGCUCGUCCAGUUGAGGGCAUUAAAAUUCUCGUUGAUAUGCAAAAUAUGGUAGUUAUUGAGUUUGAAGACCGCAAACUUGUGCCCUUGCCUCCCGCCGACCCAUUAAGGAAUUAUACUGCUGGUGAGACACGAGGAGGCGUGGACCGCAGUGAUGUAAAACCUCUGCAAAUUGUUCAGCCCGAUGGUCCAAGCUUUCGUGUUAAUGGUUACUUUGUCGAAUGGCAGAAAUGGAACUUUCGUAUUGGCUUCACUCCGAGGGAGGGUCUUGUCAUCUAUUCUGUUGCAUAUAUUGAUGGCAGUCGGGGUCGGAGGUCCGUAGCUCACAGGUUGAGCUUUGUUGAGAUGGUAGUACCAUAUGGAGAUCCAAAUGAUCCCCAUUACAGGAAGAAUGCAUUUGAUGCAGGCGAAGAUGGCCUUGGCAAAAAUGCUCAUUCUCUUAAGAAGGGAUGUGAUUGUUUAGGCUAUAUCAAAUACUUCGAUGCUCACUUCACAAACUUCACUGGUGGAGUUGAGACGAUUGAAAACUGUGUUUGUUUACAUGAAGAGGACCAUGGUAUCCUAUGGAAGCAUCAAGAUUGGAGAACAGGGUUGGCUGAAGUUCGACGGUCUCGACGUUUAACAGUGUCUUUCAUAUGCACUGUUGCUAAUUAUGAGUAUGGAUUCUUCUGGCACUUCUAUCAGGAUGGGAAAAUAGAAGCUGAGGUUAAACUAACGGGUAUUCUUAGCUUGGGAGCACUGCAGCCAGGGGAAUCCAGGAAAUAUGGUACAACUAUUGCACCAGGACUAUAUGCACCAGUUCAUCAACACUUCUUUGUUGCUCGAAUGGACAUGGCUGUUGAUUGUAAGCCCUUUGAACCAUUCAAUCAGGUGGUUGAGGUGAAUGUUAAAGUUGAAGAGCCAGGAAAGGAUAAUGUUCACAACAAUGCGUUCUAUGCUGAAGAGGAACUGCUCAGAUCUGAACUGCAAGCUAUGCGUGACUGUGAUCCUUUUUCAGCCCGUCACUGGAUUGUUAGGAACACAAGAACUGUCAAUCGGACUGGCCACUUAACAGGCUAUAAGUUGGUGCCUGGUUCAAAUUGUCUGCCAUUAGCUGGUUCUGAGGCAAAAUUUUUGAGAAGAGCUGCUUUUUUGAAGCAUAAUCUUUGGGUCACAUCAUUUGCACGUGAUGAAAAGUAUCCAGGUGGAGAGUUUCCUAAUCAAAAUCCACGUGUUGGUGAAGGAUUGGCUACAUGGGUUAAGCAAAACCGGUCUCUUGAAGAAACUGAUAUAGUUCUGUGGUAUGUGUUUGGAAUUACACACAUACCUAGACUGGAAGACUGGCCGGUGAUGCCAGUGGAGCACAUUGGUUUUAUGCUGCAGCCACAUGGGUUCUUCAAUUGCUCUCCUGCAGUGGAUGUCCCACCGAAUGCGAACGACGUGGAUCUGAAGGACAAUGGGGUGGCAAAACCUGUUCAGAAUGUGAUAUUGGCAAAGCUCUGAAAUGGCUGCUGAAGAUGAUCUUUUAAAACUGGUUUUACAGUUGUGGUUGUUUUUUUCUGAAUGUCUGCUUUGAUUGAACCCACUAGAUCACUGUUAUAUAGAUUAUAGUAGAAAGUGGAUGUAACAUUAUGCAGCUCUCUGCUGUUUGUUGGCAAUAAUUACUGGUUUAUUAGUUACUUGAAA
This is a messenger RNA of Macadamia integrifolia, 2563 nucleotides long. RefSeq names its product copper methylamine oxidase-like. Gene Ontology annotation, molecular function: quinone binding; primary methylamine oxidase activity; copper ion binding. Lineage: Eukaryota; Viridiplantae; Streptophyta; Magnoliopsida; Proteales; Proteaceae. The record is from RefSeq and is a predicted model, not a curated record. The transcript has 10 exons. Gene Ontology annotation, biological process: amine metabolic process. The coding region runs from base 317 to 2380 and encodes 687 amino acids.